AUGGGGAAGUCAAAGAUUGCACCAGCAGGACCUGCUACAAGAGUGACCCAGGUGACCUGGCAACAAGUGAAUACCACCCAAGGAUAUAGGGAUAAGAUGGUAAAAGUAGCACCCAGAAAGUGGGUGCCAGGCCAUGCAACUCAGCUGCCUGUGCAGCCUGGCUCUGUUAUCCUGAAUCACCUGGACUGCCUGUUGGAUGAUGUGGGUGAACAACUGCCUUCCAAUAAUGAUGUAUUGCCUGCAACACCUUUUAAGCCUUGGAAAAGUCAGAAUAGUUAUCUGCAGCAGUGGUUGCCACACCAAUGGCAUUAUCUAGCCAUCCUGUUGGACAUGGAGGCCCCACCUGAGCCAAGGGAUUGUGUCCUGUGUGGAGCAGAUGGAAUCUUCCAGUGCAUUGAGUGUGCCCAUCAGCCAGUCUUCUGCACCAUGUGUUGCCAGGCAGAACACAAGCACUGGCCAUUCCACAGGGUGGAACAAUGGAAUGGCACAUUCUUUGAGGAAUCAUCCCUGCAGCUGGCCAGUUUGGUACUGCAUGUUGGGCAUGGUGGGAAGCACUGCCCAGCCAGUGGUUGUUCAAAUGAUGAAGUCACAGCUGAGGAGGAAGAUGAUUGGGAGGAUGUGGAUCAAGAUGGUUGUCCACCAAAUCUGCAGGCCCUGAAGAACCAAAGCUGUCUAAUUGUUGUGCACACCAAUGGAAUACACUACUGCAAUGUGCAGUAUUGUAGAUGCCCUGGGGCAGAGGAUUCACACAUACAGCUGAUGUGGGCUGGGAUGUUUCCUGCUACCACAAAGGCUACAAGGACUGCAUUUACCUUCCAAGAUAGGUACAGGGAACUGAGAGUUGCUAGGAUGUGGUGGCUCCUGAAACUACUGAAAUGGCAGGGAUCCCACACAAGUGCAGAAGAUGCCAGCCCUGGGGAAUUAGUUUGGACACUGGCAAGAAGCUUGGUCAUGGAUGGGAAUUUCAAGGCAGAGCAUAUGCAUCCAAAGGAUGCUGGCAGCAAAGCCUGGUUGAUGGAUGGAAAGGGGUACAUGGUCACAUCACAGCCAUACAAGGAAUAUUUGAGCAGCACUAAAAAUGUGGUUGAGAUCUCAGAUUGCAGCAAUCAUCAGGCAGUUAAUCAAGCAAAUGCCAACCAGCAGUGGCUCACAUCUACAGGAAUAGGGGAUGUGCCUGUGCAUGGCAUGGCUGUUUUGUGCUGCAUGCAAUGGUCAACUUCCAGAAGGGUGAACAGUAUGAAUAACCUUGUAACAAUGCAGGUUAACAUGGACUAUGUGCUUGUGCAUGCCAUCAGGCAUGGCACAGUCCCUGGCCAGCAAGUGAUACAUUUCUAUGAUAUUAACUGCCAGUAUAGCAAAGAUGGCAUGUGGAUCUGCCCUGGCAUUGGGUUGUGGCAUGUUCAUGGCCACCACACAGAAUGCUUUGCACAAUAUGCUCCCAAUUUCAUUGUCGGUGCUGGCCAGGUGGAUGGGGAGAUCAUGGAAACCUUGUGGUCCUCCCUGAAUAUCAUUUCCCCAUCUGUUAGAGGCAUGGCUACUCCCCAUCAGCAGGAGGCUACAGCAAUGAGACUCAAGCAGAAACUCAAGGUUGCUGAGGAAUCUUAUUUAGUGGUUGAAGGCAGAUUUGCUGAUUUGAAUGGUAAUGUCCCACUGGCAAUCAGCCAAUCAUGGGGGGAAGAAGCAGCAGCAGCAUUGGAAAACCAGCUGUCAAGGCCACAGGCCAUGGAUAUAUAUGAGGUCAGGCUGCAGAAAGGAUUUGCACUGAGUGGUAUUGAAGCUCCCUCUGAAAAGGAAAUCGAGAUAGAUUUACUGGCCAUCCCCCAGCCAGGGCAUUCGCAAGGUAUGGUGACCUGGAUUGCGAAGGCAUUGAAGAUAGAGGAAGCACAAAUCCAGCUUACAGUGGCAUGCCAGCACAUCACCUCAAGAGCAACAGAAGCUCAAAAUCUCCACCAUUGCAUAUUUGAGGAUGCCAAGCUGUGCUGGUCAUCUAACCCACAUGAUCCAGAAACCAUUGCAUUGCUGCUGCCAUCCAAUGUUGGCAAAGAUCAUUUUGAACAAUCUGGCCUGGGGUAUGUGACAAUAAUGGAGCUGCAACUGUGGCAAGGACAGGCCAAUGAUUGUCUUCAUGAAUUGUGGCUUGUGCUUGCAGAGAAGGCAGUCAUCUUUCAAACUGACAUUCACCAUGGAAGUAAUUACCACAUGGCCACACAUGCCUGGGGAAGGGUGGCCAACACUGAAGCAGCAGUGCAAUGUCAUGCUGCUGUGUACUUCCAGUGCCACAUUCAAAUGGGCAGGUUAGGGGCCAGGCCGGUUACAGGGGCGUUGCCUAUGGAAAACAAGGUGCAAACACUUGUACAUCCAAAAGUGGACAGGGUGAGUCAGAUGUCAACAGGGGUCAAGCUUUGGGGGUCUGUGGGGUGACAGGAGCAUAGGGGAUCACAACUUUCCCCCCCAAACCAUCCUCUCAGUGAAGCAAAUAAAAACUUCAUGAACGAGGCUCUGUUGGAAGAGAGGAUGAAGGGGGAGCGUCUUCUGCUGUAUCUUGCAACAAGGAGGCAAGAUGUGCAUCAUACUUGUCAUGGACGCAAUCAGGG
Messenger RNA from Pisolithus orientalis, 2594 nucleotides. RefSeq lists its product as uncharacterized. The coding region runs from base 1 to 2421 and encodes 806 amino acids. NCBI's taxonomy places the organism in Eukaryota, Fungi, Basidiomycota, Agaricomycetes, Boletales, Pisolithaceae. The transcript is spliced from 13 exons. The record is from RefSeq and is a predicted model, not a curated record.